This is a messenger RNA of Phlebotomus argentipes, 1373 nucleotides long. It is a transcript of the gene sturkopf, whose product is annotated as lipid droplet-associated hydrolase. The coding region runs from base 82 to 990 and encodes 302 amino acids. Gene Ontology annotation, molecular function: lipase activity. Gene Ontology annotation, biological process: lipid storage. The transcript has 2 exons. Gene Ontology annotation, cellular component: lipid droplet. The record is from RefSeq and is a predicted model, not a curated record. NCBI's taxonomy places the organism in Eukaryota, Metazoa, Arthropoda, Insecta, Diptera, Psychodidae.
AAUCCUAGCUUCUCACAAGCAACUUUGCGUUCAUCUUAUCGCAAUUUCAAUCAUUAUUAUUGUGUUGCGACCUUUGUGAAGAUGAGUGACGAAAGUAUCUCUGAAUUGUGUGAAAAUAUUUCUUCAAAUGUGCAUUCUUUGGGAUUUGAUGACAAUCCAAACCACACAGCAAAGGAAGCAAUUGUGAUAGUUCCCGGAAAUCCGGGAAUAACAGGAUUCUACGAUACGUUCGCCGAGGAAAUUUAUUUUAAACUUGAUAAGAAGAUUCCAGUGUUGGUGACUGGUCAUCUUGGUCAUCAGGCAUCACAUGUUGAUCCACCAUUGCAGGGCAAUGAACACUUGUACGAUCUCGAUGGUCAGGUGAAGAAUCAGAUCAAAAACAUCCUUUCCACCGUGCCGAAAGACACCAAUCUCUACUUCAUUGGCCACUCAAUUGGCUGCUGGAUGAUUCUGGAGAUGCUGAAGCUUGCCAACAUCAAGCAAAGGACACGCAAGUGUUUCAUGCUCUUUCCCACCAUUGAAAGAAUGUCCGAGAGUCCAAAUGGAAAGUACUUUUGCUCUGCCACAAUUCGCCUUUAUCCCAUCCUGAAGUUCUUCGUGACUUUAAUCUACUGGUUGCCUGAAUUUGUCAAAGGAUUCCUCAUCAGGAGCUUUGCCAAGUGGAAAUCAUACGACAAGACAAUGCUUUCGCCCAUCAAUCACUACAUCAAUCCCGUCGCAAUUGAGAAAUCCUUCACGCUGGCCUUGGAGGAAAUGCGACGCGUGAAGGAGUUGGACAUUCAAGCACUUCAGGACAAUAAGGAUUUAAUCAAGAUGUUCUACGGCGCAACAGACGGAUGGGUUCCGGUGAAGUACUACGAGGAAGUGUGCGAAAAUGUGCCGGGAAUUGACGCUGAAUUGGACAACAAAGGCAUCGCUCAUGCAUUUGUGCUGAAAUCCGGCAAAGAAAUGGCCUCAAUUGUUGCCAAUUGGAUUAGGGAUAUUAUGUAGAAGUUUUUUAAAUUAAUUUCAUUGCAUGACAAGCACAUUCCAUUAUCGCGCUAAAAGAAUUUGUGAGACAGUCAAAAUAUGAUCAAAAGUAAACAUUUCUUUUUAUUAAUGAUUUUUCUCCCUAAGAGAAACUUUUAUUUGACAUUUAGUAAUUAAAAUCCCACAAAUGUGGGUCAAUUUAAAUGGGAUUUACACAAAAAUGGCACUAAUGAUGGCUCAUUAGCCUUGAUUUGCAUUAUACAAAAAAAUUUGCACACUCAAAGCACCAAAAGAAAUGCGGAGAAAAUGCUAAAAAUACAAAACAAUGUGAUUUUAUAUUCAAAUGUUUUACUAUGAUUUAAAUAAAAAAAAUUACUAUAUAGAAGAAUAUAUACAAAAGUUUA